GAUUGGACCACACAGCGCCCCCUUACGUGCUUACGUGAGUUUACCCGCAUCUUUAAAAUUAGUUUCCAUUCUAGCUGAGCCGCAGAAGAAGAGCUCCAGUCGGUUUGUUUACAUCAGCAGGAGGUGACAGAACAGAGGCAGUUUUGACAACCUUCAGUCUAUGAUUAGUGUGGUUUAUCCCAUCGACUGAGCAGGAGUCAUGGGAGAGAUAGCUUGUGUUUCUGUGCUGUGCUGGAUGUGGCUUUACCCGCUGGUGUCCAGCGAACAGGUGGCUUUUGUAGAGGUGUUUCUGGAGGACCAUCAGCAUGUUUUGCAGGGUGAGGUGCUCCAGGGGAGUCUGGACAACGACCCAAUUGAAAACCACAGCAAAAAGAAACAUGACCUCAAUGGAGACCUCAUAUUAAUAAAAGACAAAGCUAUUAAAACCAACAGUGAUAGCAGUGAUGGAAAGGAUCCGAACCCCUGGAUUGGAGUGGUACCUGUCCAGAUAAAGGAAGGCACAGUUUCCAGUAACAGCAACCAAGAGUCGUUCGCUGCCUCUGUGGUCAAUAAGAUGAAGCGUGCUCUUGUGCUGGGUGCAUCUGCUUUAAUCAUUCUUGCUUUAAACCAGAAUACUGUCCGAGAGAUGGAUCUCUCUCAGGUCCUCUCAAAGCCAGUCAUUAUUAUUCAGACGUCAGAAAAUGUCACUAAGCUCAUUGGGGCACUCCUCAGGGGCCUUCAUGCAACAGCAAAAAUCACUUACAAAUCUUUUCUACAGGACACUCUGGGGGCUACUUUGACCCUGUGGUCCAGCUGUGGCCGUUCGAGAGGAGGGUUGUACGGGGAAUGGCAAGGGGUCAUCUGCACCGGGGAGACCAACUCUCAGGUCCAGAAAUAUCUCCAGCAGCUCUGGAACAGUGUCGUUCUGGUGGCCCUGGUCCUCUCCACGGGGGUCAUAGUUCAUGCACGCUGGCAGCUCCAGGACAACCAGCUUAAUGAGGAUUUACAGUCAGACCUAAAGCAAGACAUUUUAAAGAGAUUAUCAGCACUGAAGACGAGGACAUACCGGCAACCCAAAGUGAGAAGAUGUGACCCAACACAAACUCAACCACUGGAGAUGGACAGCUGUGCAGUGUGUCUGGAGCAAUACAACAACAACCAGUGUUUGAGGGUGUUACCGUGCCUCCAUGAAUUCCACAGAGAUUGUGUGGAUCCCUGGCUACUCCUUCAGCAGACAUGUCCUCUCUGCAAACGUAGCGUGCUUGGUCAUUUUUACUGAGCUGAACCAGGAAGGACUCCGGACUCUGAAUUUGUAUGAUUUGGACUGACUCUUCCGAUUCAGACUUUUAUUGGCAACUAAAUCCCUCCACUGUACUGUAAGGUCAGAAUAUCUCCACUUGACCUCUUCAAAGACUAUAAACCUUGAGUUCUCUUUCAAGAGACCACAGGAGUCAGGACUAGAUCCUGAUCUUUGGUCAAACCACUUGAGAAGUUUCUUGAAGGUAGGUCCUUGUACACAGGAUCAGUUCUUUUGCGCACAUUUCUUGAACCGGCUCAACAAUUUACAGAUACACGGAUCGAGCA
Carassius carassius (crucian carp) is the source of this 1563-nucleotide messenger RNA. RefSeq names its product RING finger protein 215-like. The record is from RefSeq and is a predicted model, not a curated record. Gene Ontology annotation, molecular function: ubiquitin protein ligase activity; frizzled binding. Gene Ontology annotation, biological process: negative regulation of canonical Wnt signaling pathway; ubiquitin-dependent protein catabolic process; Wnt receptor catabolic process. Bases 200 to 1258 code for a protein of 352 amino acids. Lineage: Eukaryota; Metazoa; Chordata; Actinopteri; Cypriniformes; Cyprinidae. The transcript is spliced from 10 exons.